GUUUGCACGCGUGCGCUUGCAUGUGUGUUUGCGUGUGUGUGUGUGUGUUUUUGCUUGUGUUUGUGAGUGUGAGUGUGUGUGUGUGUGUGUGUGUGUGUGUGUGUGUGUGUGUGUGUGUGUGUGUGUGUGUGUGUGUGUGUGUGUGUGUGAGUGUGUGUGUGUUUGCGUGUGUGAGUGUGUGUGUGAGUGUGUGUGUGUGUUCGCGUGUGUGAGUGUGUGUGUGAGUGUGUGUGUGUGUGUUUGCGUGUGUGUGUGUGUGUGAGUGAGUGUGUGUGUGUUUGCGUGUGUGUGUGUGUGUGUGUGUGAGACACCUUACCUCUCUUCCCUCUUCUAUUCGUCUGUACAUCCUAGCCCCUCCCCCAUCCAACCAGGUGGAACUCUGCUUCCUUCCAAUCAACAACCACAUCGUGAGCUUCUCGUCUUUGUAUUAAAAACACAUCUAUUUGACCCCUUCGUCUGUUCCUCUCAACCAGUGACUGGUUGUCGCCCCCUCCCCUCCAUCCCUCCACCUCUUCCUCCUCCUCCUCCUCCUCCAAGAUGAACUGGGGUGGGCUCCAGUCCCUCCUCAGCGGGGUGAAUAAAUACUCUACGGUGUUCGGACGCGUCUGGCUCUCCAUGGUCUUCGUGUUCCGCUUCCUGGUGUUUGUGGUGGCCGCUCAGCGCGUCUGGGGAGACGAGAGUAAGGACUUUGUCUGUAACACGGCCCAGCCAGGCUGCGUCAACGUCUGUUACGACCACAUCUUCCCCAUCUCACACAUCCGCCUGUGGGCCCUGCAGCUCAUCUUCGUCACCUGUCCAUCUCUGCUGGUGGUGGCGCACGUCACGUUGCGUGAGGAGAAGGAUUCCAAGUACUCCGCAAUGCAUGAAGGGUCGCAUUUGUACGCUAAUCCAGGGAAGAAGAGAGGAGGCCUGUGGUGGACCUAUCUGGCGAGUCUGAUCUUCAAGGCGGGCUUCGACGGCGGCUUCCUCUACAUCCUCUACUACGUCUACGAGGGAUAUGACAUGCCUCGUCUCUCCAAGUGCUCCCUGGAGCCCUGCCCCAACACCGUCGACUGCUACAUCUCCCGUCCCACCGAGAAGAAGAUCUUCACCCUCUUCAUGGUGGUCUCCUCAGCCGUCUGCAUCGUCAUAUGUAUCUGUGAGAUGGUCUACCUCAUCUACAAGAGGAUCCAGAAGCUCGUCAGGAAGAAGGUGGGAGAGAGUCAUGAGACGACGUCGUUGACGGCGCCGAGGUCGAGAUCCAAGUUGUCUGUCAGGGAGGACCCCACCAACACAGCCUCCAUUCAGAACCUCUGUAAUGUCAUGACGGAGGCGGAGCCGUCAGAGAAGAAGAAAUAAUAGGUCACAUGACGCGGUGAA
Oncorhynchus nerka (sockeye salmon) is the source of this 1359-nucleotide messenger RNA. RefSeq names its product gap junction beta-4 protein-like. Gene Ontology annotation, molecular function: gap junction channel activity. Gene Ontology annotation, cellular component: connexin complex. The coding region runs from base 538 to 1338 and encodes 266 amino acids. The transcript has 3 exons. Gene Ontology annotation, biological process: cell-cell signaling. NCBI's taxonomy places the organism in Eukaryota, Metazoa, Chordata, Actinopteri, Salmoniformes, Salmonidae. The record is from RefSeq and is a predicted model, not a curated record.